Pseudonaja textilis is the source of this 3753-nucleotide messenger RNA. The record is from RefSeq and is a predicted model, not a curated record. Lineage: Eukaryota; Metazoa; Chordata; Lepidosauria; Squamata; Elapidae.
CGUCACCCGCCCGCCGCGAGCCCCUCCCGCUCCGCCAAGAUGGCGGCCUACCUGCAGUGGCGGCGCUUCGCUUUCUUCGACCGGGAGCCGCUGACGGACUCCGACGGGACCCCGGUGCUGCUCCCCCCGGGCAUCGUGGUCUGCGACUCGGGCAGGGGCAGCCUGGUCUUCGGGGAUUGGGAAGGGCACAUCUGGUUCCUGCCGCGCUCGCUGGAGCUGAGCAGCUUCCAGGCCUACAAGCUGCGGGUGACGCACCUCUUCCAGCUGAAGCAGCACAGCAUCCUGGUGUCGGUGGGCGAGGAGGAGGCCGGGCUCAACCCCCUGGUCAAAGUCUGGAAUUUAGAGAAACGUGAUGGUGGGACACCUCAGUGCACCAGGAUUUUCCCUGCAAUACCAGGCAAUAAACUCACGCUGGUAUCUUGUCUCACCGUCCAUGAAAAUCUCAACUUCAUGGCUAUUGGCUUCGUGGAUGGGAGUGUGGUGCUCAUCAAGGGGGACAUUACAAGGGAUCGGCAUAGCAAAACUCAAGUCCUCCACGAAGGAGGCCAUCCAGUUACUGGGCUUGUGUUUCGCCAAUCAAGCAAAACCACUCAUCUGUUUGUGGCUACCACUGAGAAAAUCCAGUGUUACACACUCUCGGUGAAGGAUUGUCCACUGCUAGAACUGGACAUGCGUGGCUGUGGACUGCGCUGCUCCACGCUCAGUGAUCCCUCCCAGGACCUCCAGUUUAUAGUGGCAGGAGAUGAAUGUGUCUAUCUGUACCAGCCAGAUGAGCGUGGACCUUGCUUUGCCUUUGAGGGUCAAAAACUGAUUGUCCACUGGUAUCGAGGCUAUCUGGUCAUUGUGUCCAAGGAUUGGAAAGUAUCUCCCAAAUCUGAGUUUACUGGAGGAGAUGCACAAAACUCUGACAAGCAGAUCCUGAAUAUUUAUGACCUGGGCAACAAGUUCAUUGCCUACAGCUCUGUGUUUGAUGAUGUGGUGGAUGUCCUGGCCGAGUGGGGAUGCCUCUACGUGUUGACGAGGGACGGGAAACUCCAUGUGCUUCAGGAGAAGGAUACGCAGACCAAACUGGAGAUGCUCUUCAAGAAGAACCUUUUUGAAAUGGCCAUCAACCUGGCUAAAAGUCACCACCUGGACAGCGAUGGGUUGUCUGAGAUCUUUCGCCAAUACGGAGAUCACCUGUACAAUAAGGGCAACCAUGAUGGUGCUAUUCAGCAGUACCUCCGCACGAUUGGGAAGCUGGAGCCAUCUUACGUCAUCCGCAAGUUCCUGGACGCUCAGCGGAUACACAACCUGACCGCCUACUUGCAGAUGCUCCACUUGCAGUCACUGGCCAACGCGGACCACACCACCCUGCUGCUGAACUGCUAUACCAAGCUGAAGGACAUCUCCAAGCUGGAGGAGUUCAUCAAGACCAGCGAGAGCGAGGUGCACUUUGACGUGGAGACAGCUAUCAAGGUGCUUCGCCAGGCAGGCUGUUACUCACAUGCUGUGUACCUGGCUGAGAAGCACAAGCACCACGAGUGGUACCUGAAGAUCCAGCUGGAAGAUAUCAAGAACUUCCAGGAGGCCCUGCGUUAUAUCGGCAAGCUGCCCUUCGAGCAGGCUGAGAGUAACAUGAAGCGCUACGGCAAGAUCCUCAUGCAUCACACCCCCAACGAAGCCACUGAGCUGCUGAAGAUCCUCUGCACAGACUAUCGGCCGACGAAAGAGCCAGAGGGGUCCGGCCUGCUGCCAGAGCGGAGGGCAAAUCCCGAUGAAUUCAUCCCCAUCUUUGCUAACAACCCCAGGGAGCUGAAGACUUUCUUAGAACACAUGUCCGAGGUUCAGCCGGACUCUAAGCAGGGGGUAUACGACACCCUGCUGGAGCUCCGUCUCCAGAACUGGGCCCACGAACAAGAUCCGCAGAUCAAGGAGAAGCUGCACAAUGAGACCAUCCUCCUGCUGAAGAGCGGGAAGUUCCAGGACGUCUUCGAUAAGGCCUUGGUCUUGUGCCAGAUGCAUAACUUCAAGGAUGGCAUCCUCUACCUCUACGAGCAGCACAAACUGUUCCAGCAGAUCAUGCACUACCACAUGCAGAACGGGCAGUACCGGAAGGUGGUGGAGGUGUGUGAGCUGUAUGGGGAACAAGAGGCCUGUCUUUGGGAACAAGCGCUCGGCUACUUCGCCCACAAGGAGGAGGACUGCAAGGAGUACAUGGCGGCUGUGCUUGCACGCAUCGAAGCCAAAAAUCUCAUGCCGCCUUUGCUGGUUGUUCAGACUUUGGCUCACAAUUCCACGGCCACCCUGUCCGUCAUUAAGGAUUACCUCAUCAGCAAACUGCAGAGACAAAGUUGCCAGAUAGAGCAGGAUGAACAAAAGAUCCAGAAAUACCGGGAGGAGACCAAGCGGAUCCGCCAGGAUAUUGAGGAACUGAAAACAAGCCCCAAAAUAUUCCAGAAGACAAAGUGCAGCAUCUGCACCAGUGCUUUGGAGCUGCCUUCGGUGCACUUCCUGUGCGGCCAUUCCUUCCAUCAGCACUGCUUCGAGAGCUACUCGGAGAGUGGGUCGGAGUGCCCCACGUGCCUCCCUGAGAACCGGAAGGUCAUGGACAUGAUCCGUGCCCAAGAGCAGAAACGGGACCUGCACGACCAGUUCCAGCACCAGCUGAAAUAUUCCAACGACAGCUUCUCUGUGGUUGCCGAUUAUUUUGGCCGUGGUGUUUUCAACAAACUCACCCUCAUCACAGACCUCCCUCCGAGCAAAUCGGCCGCAGCGCUCGAUGCAAGCUUGCAGCGGGACCUGCUUGUCAAGACAAAGAGGAGCACCUAGAAAUCCUUUCGUCCAGAUGUGUUCACUUUGUGGCGCUGGGAACUGGCAAAGACCGCGUCCCAUUCAGCACAAACGCCAUGCCAGACAGAGGCGGGCAGGGGAGAAAGGGGACUUGGCUGGAGGGACAUUAAGCCUGCUUGUGUACCUCAGCUCCUCCUCCUCCCCUGGACAGGCACCAGGCAGGGCUGGGCAGGGAGGGGUGGGUGGCUCUCUGGCAAAAACAGCCCGGCUCGGGCUUUGGCUCUGGCUGGGCCCUGCCUGGCUCUCAAGCGGGGCCUGAGCAGAACCUCCAGCCAGGCCUGCCAGAGCCUCAAUGGCAGCCUCAACUGCGGGAGGAAAAACUGGUGUGACUGCAUGUCUGACUAAAGGGAGCUGCUGUCACCUGCCUCCGGGCCUUCUUUCACGAGGGCCAGGCGAGGUGAGGGCCCCGGGGCUGGAGGCUCACCAACUACGGGGCAGCUUGGGGGUGGUUGGGAAAUCUCACUGGGGCAAAGGUGCGCUUUCCAAGUGACCACCCAUCUGCUCUCACGUUCAGCUUAUGGUCACUCACUCACAUGCUCUCAGCCCUGGGAAAUUGCCACUCUUGAAUCACCAACGGAGACCCAGUUAAUUUAAAAUAACAGCAAACUUUACUGAUUGCAAUGUAUAUCUCUGUGUACACACGCACCCACGGGCGGGCAGGACCCGUUUUAUCUCCCAAGGUCCUUGCUUUGUUGGUGGGGCUCAGGGAGGGGCUUCCCGUGUGCUCAGGCCCAACUUCCUUUGUCUGAUUUAGGGGACGUUUUUUCUUUUGGUUCUUUAACAACUUGGCUCCUCCUUACCUGCUUUCCCUGCGUGAGCUUUUCCUGGCUUUUGUUCACCUUGCUUAUGUGCUUGCUUUACCUUGCUUUAGGUAUGGUGGCUUAGACCUAGUCUCCAGUUAACCAAGGAGAUGCCACAAAA